AUGGGCGGCGGAAGCUUAAGCUUUGCCGAGAGGCAUGGCCCUUUCCCGAGCGACGCGCACUACAUCAUGGUCAUCGGCGCAAGCGGGGCCGGCAAGUCGACGUUCAUCAACACCGUCGUCAACUUCUUCCGCGGGGGAUCCCUGGACCCGUUUGGCCGGAACCUCAGAGUGGCGAUCCCAAACCGGUACUUUCGGGCGACGGAGGCGGAGGGCAAGUACGCGAAAGAGAUGCAUCUGUCUAACGUGAAGGUCGCCAAAACGGACGAGUGUACCCCGUACCAUUUCAAGUACCAGGGCCAGAGGGUCACGCUUGUCGACACCCCCGGUCUGGCUGACAUCAGGGGCAUGGAGCAGGACGACUUGAACCUCAACAAGAUCUUCGAAGCCGCGGAGAGUCUGCCGCACCUGAACGCCCUCAUCAUCGUCGCCAACGGGUCCAACCAGCGGCUGGACGCGACCAUGAAGAACGUCUUUGCGCGCUUCCGCGGCAGCAUUCCUGACGUCACCCUCAACAGCGUGCUGGUGGUGCUGACGAACUGCGACCGGCUCGCCAAGAACUUCGACAUCGAGACGCUGAACGAGGACCUGCCGGGGGUCACCGUGACGGCGGGCACGUGGUACUGCAUGCAGAACUCGGCCUUCAGCUCGCACCCCGACACGUGGGCGCAGCCGGAGAACGCGCCGGCGUUUGCGCUUCUCCAGGCGGCAUGGCAGAUUUCGAUGGAUAUGCUCGAGACCAUCAUGCAAAAGAUCCUGAAGAUGGCGUCCGAGAGCACCGGCGCCUUCAAAGAGCUGCGCGAGAAACGGAAUGAGAUCAAGGCCAAGAUGGCCAGCGCGCUUACCGAGUUCCGAAACAUGCAGAUGCUGGAAGACAAGCUCGAGCGCAGCCAGUACGACCUAGAGGGCGCGGUCGCCUCGCGCGACAACUACAAGGACUUCGCGCGGACCGAGACCGUCGAGGAGGUCGAGCAAAUCCCCUGCGGCUACCACAACACGCUCUGCUCCACGUGUCAGCAAGUCUGCCACGAAAAGUGCGGCCUCGAGUUUAUUUCCGAGGCGGGGGGGGAGGCCUUCAACAGCUGCGCCUGCAUGGGGGGCGGGUCGGCGUGCAUGAUGUGCCCCGGGGCGUGCGGCGCCGCGUCGCACUACCACGGCCUGUUCACGAUCCAGAAGGUCCGGUCAGCAGACUUCGUUAGUUCGCUAGUCUUUAAAAGUACGUCAUCAAAUGACAUCAGCGGUACGUUCCCUUUGAGUGGUGCGGUGCUAGACCGCAAGGUGCACAAGACGAUCGAGAAGGUCAUGGAGGAAAUCAAGAAGAAGUUCGACGCGGCCAACGCACAGCUGGAGGGGGCCAAGACGGAGAUCGGAAGCGCGAAGUCGGACCUGGAUCUGCUGCGCGCGGCACAGGCGGCCAAGCUGGAGGAGAUCAAGCAGCUGUGCCGGGACGUCCAGGCAAGCUCAGAGCCACCAAAUGACUGUGGGAAUGGCAGAAUGUUGCAAGGAGUCCGCCUAUUUGCCGAUGCCAUUGUGAGCGGCUUCAACUUCGUGGACGAGCUCGCAACGGUGCUCGACAGUCUGCGCAUGGAGAAGCGCCAGCUGCUGACGAUAAAGGCCCGAGAGGACGCAGAGGCGACCAUCCGAGACCUGGAGGCCUUUAUCAACGGCCUGAACACCGCUCAGGGCGGAAACGCGGGCGGCCGCGCGGCCGCGCCGCGCGCGCGUAACCCCGUGUCGCCCCGAGGGGGACCGGCUGGGACCGGUUGGGACCGGUCGGGACCGGCUGAGAGCUUCGGGGCAGUGGAUUAUCAACGGAAUUCCGCUCACGACGCGCCACAAAACGGACCAGGAAAGCGCCCGCCGUCGCCUCUCGACCAGGGGGUGAUGCCGCAGCCGAAGACCUACACGGCGGACGAUCUGAGGGGACCGCAAGGCUACGCGCAAUUCUCGCGAUACGUCGUUCCGGUGCCAAUUCCCACCCUGCAGCAACCCCAGUACUCCCGCCCGGCUACUCCGCCGCCCGGUUAUGCAGCGCCCGACGUGACCGGAAACGGACACGCGUUCCAACCGGGCCAGUUUGCAUACGCCCCGGUACCGAUGGUGCAGGCGAAUGGGCAGGCCCGCCCGCCCACCCCUCCUUAUCAGCUCAGCAACGCCCCCUGGAAUGGUGCUCAGUAUCACAGUCAGCAGGACGCCUGGAACUCUGUCCCUCCGUUGGCCGGCGCAACCAAUCCUGCGCCGCAGUUUUGGCAGGCGUCAGCGUUGAACGCGCCUUAUCUUCAAAAUGGUGCUCCGCAGGCCUUUCCUGCACCACCGGUCUUCUCCGGACAGCCAGGAAAUUUCCCCGUCCCAGUCACGGCACCUAACCAGUACUCCCAGGGAACCUAUGAGAAUACGGGGUCGUUUUCGGCGGUUCCCGGCUCCUCGGCAGUGGGGCAGUCGACGCAUCUGAGCAACUUGAUUAUACAAUCUCGUCACUCUGAAUCACGUUGA
Messenger RNA from Klebsormidium nitens, 2490 nucleotides. NCBI's taxonomy places the organism in Eukaryota, Viridiplantae, Streptophyta, Klebsormidiophyceae, Klebsormidiales, Klebsormidiaceae. The record is from the annotation of a GenBank genome assembly.